This is a messenger RNA of Carassius gibelio (silver crucian carp), 3167 nucleotides long. RefSeq names its product synaptotagmin XVI (gene syt16). Bases 211 to 1869 code for a protein of 552 amino acids. The transcript has 7 exons. NCBI's taxonomy places the organism in Eukaryota, Metazoa, Chordata, Actinopteri, Cypriniformes, Cyprinidae. The record is from RefSeq and is a predicted model, not a curated record.
GCCCGCGUGCCCGUAUGCGUGCACGCGACAGCAGUUUGUCCUGGUGGGCUUCUCCUCCGCUCCGUCUCCAUCAAGGUUUGACAGGGACAGGCGGACUGAUACGUGAAAGAGAACCGGUCGCCAAGCCUCUUUGUUUAUACUUAUGAAGAUAUCGAUCGAUAUUGAUCGAUAGGGCGGGCGAUUGGAGGCGCUGGUUCAGUGCACGCGACCAUGGCAUCAGAUAUCACUCCCGAGGCGGUGGGCUUCCUGUCAGCCGUGGGCAUCUUUGUCAUUUUACUGGCCAUACUCUUCCUCUUUAUCAGUAAGAAGCUGUGUUUCGCUCGUGUCGGAGGUCUGCCAUGCCUUGAGCAGUACAGUCGGCGCAAACGAAGAGACCGCGCUGGGAUUCACCAGGGACUCGUGAAUACUUAUGGUGAUGAUGGAGAGAUUUCCAGCUCAUCAGACAGUGAUGAUGAGUUAGCAAAGCAGUUUGAGAUCUCAGUUUCCCGCUCACAAAGCUUCCGGUUGGGUGUCACGGAGCUCAACACCCAGAAUGCACCAGGGAAACAUCACAAAUUUAAACGGCUGCCGUCUGACCAGGAAGAAGGAAGCACGGAGCCAUCUGACUGUGAAGAAGCUGAAAGAAACAGUGUGCAGAGUUUUGAAGAUCCCCUGUCAUCCAGGCGACGUGUGAGGUCUAAGCCGAGAGACCCGUUAUCACAGAGUCCUCUUCCUGAGGGCCGGACCUUCACAGACCCCCUCUCUCUGAUGGCGGAGCAGAUCUCUUUGGGCUCCCAGGACACAGGGGACGGUCUGGAGGCUCUACCCAGGGACGAGGGCAGUCGCCUGAGCAGUGUUGGACGGCAAAACCCACAGAGGAGUCUGGCAGUCGACAAUCAUGGAUAUGACAACAGUGAGGCUACGGAUAGUAUCUCCACAUGGAGCUCUGAGCAUGAACAAUCUCCAUCCCACCCUUUGAGUGCUUCCCCUCGUGGACAUAUCUCAAAAUGUGGUGAUCUCAUAAUUGCCCUCGACUACCGGGCUGAAACCCACAGGCUCCUGGUCACAGUGAUAAUGGCCCAAGGUAUUCCAGACAAGGCACGGAGUGGCAUGGACUCCUGGCAGGUGCAUGUGGUGCUGUUACCUGGUAAACGACAGCGGCACAAGACGGCCGUACAGAAAGGCUCCAUGCCUAGGUUUGAGGAGACAUUCCGGUUCUCACAUCUAGAGCCGGGGGAUCUGGGUUCCUCUGCGCUGCGGUUCCGCCUGUAUGCGCUGGGGAAGAUGAACAGGGAGAGGAUGAUGGGGGAGGCCAUGUACAAGCUGAGCAGGCUGAAACACACAGGACGCUUCCAGAUCACACUGGUCCUGGAGCCACGUAGUAAUCUCAAGACAGUAGACUCCCAGGUGUCUUUCAGCGCUCAGAGUGACAGUGCUUCCUCCAGUCAUUCUGUGUCUCACGGCGGAAACCCAGAACUACUGCUGGGUUUAUCAUAUAACGCCACCACAGGACGACUGUCUGUAGAGAUCAUUAAAGGCAGCCACUUCCGUAACUUCUCUCUCAACAGACCUCCAGAUACAUUUGGUAAGCUCGCUCUGUUAAACUCCAUGGGACAGGAGAUAUCCCGCUGUAAGACGUCCAUCCGACGCAGUCAGCCGAAUCCUGUCUUCAAGGAGACAUUUGUCUUCCAGGUCGCACUGUUCCAACUGUCAGACGUCACAUUAAUGGUCUCCAUUUACAAUCGGCGGAACAUGAAGCGCAAGGAGAUGAUUGGCUGGGUGGCUCUGGGCCAGAACAGCAGCGGCGAGGAGGAACUUCUUCACUGGCAGGACAUGAAGGAGAGCGGAAAUCAGCAAGUCUGCCGCUGGCACACACUACUAGAAGCUUAGAGGGGAGAGAGAUAGAAGUCUAAUCACUCAAACCUACUGCGUUCAGCUGGAUUUUCCUUUGGGAAGGAGGUGAAAGCCAACACCAAAAAUACCCACAAAACCCGGAAUGAACAAGCACUUUUAACAGUAUCAAACAAAGAUAUGGCAUGUAAAUUUUGGAAGAGCAUACAAACACAAAGAAACCCCCACACACCGCUUUCCUUCUCCCUGAGAGUACUUGAUACAGCCUCUUAUCUGGUAACCAGGAAAUGACUUCAUGGUGUAAUAUACAGACUACUCUCUUCAACUCCAGCAGCAACCAAUCAAAACGCAUUAUAGCCCGAGCCACGGUGAUUGUCGCCUAGCGAUUUCAUGAAUGGAGGAUUGAUUUGAAAUGAUUAAAUGCCUUUCUUCAGAUCAUUUUAAGCUAGAACGCCAGAACCAGUUUUAGUGGGACCAAAUGUUUGAGUAGAAAACUGUUAGCUGAACACGUGCACUUUCAUUCAUGCUCUCCUUUUUACUUUUUUUUUUUACAUUUCACAUCAAUAUAUGUAAUAUACAUAUUUUGAUGUAAAAUGUCAAGUAACAAAACUGUAAUAUAAAGUCACAGACUCAUGUUAUGAUAAAAGUUGUUAAAAGGAGUGCACAAGUUAUCUCUAUUCAUAUCAGAAAAAGAGAUAUCAGCAAAUGUCUUUAAGGCGUAGUUCACCCAAAGAGGACAUUUCUAUUAUUAUUUACUCACCCUUAUAAAGUUCCAUUUUGAAUGCUUUUCAUUCAACCAUGAAACGCAAAAGUUUUGAACUCUUUUUAGUAAUUUCACUGAAUGAGGACUGGUGCUGGUCAGGAUUUAAAGGAGACCUGUUAUUUCCCUUAUUGCAAUAUGUAAUAUAAGUCUCAGGACACCCCAGAAUUUGUCUGUGAAGUUUUAGCUCAAAAUACACCACAGAUAAUGUAUAAUAUAAUUUUGAAAAAGCCUUUUUUGAUUGGAAGCAGAAUCACACUGUAGUGGAUGUCUCAUUAAAUGCAAAUGAGCUGCUGCUCCCUACCCCCUUAUCCAAAAUAGGGCUGUUUACAGCUCAUUCCUCAGAUAUUCUGCUAAAAAAAACAUCUGCUUGGUUUUUAUUAUCUUGUCUAUCACGCUGAAAUCAUGUGUUUUAAACCAUAUCAGUUUGAACUUCUGAUAUACGGUUUACUGAGUGCACAUAUCUGAAGCACGCUCACUGAAAGUUUCUGUCACAUGGCAUGUGAGUACGAAACCAAGUUAUUUUUCAUGUCUUAUUGCGCUUAAACUGUCAAAUAAACACAGGUUUAUGUGAAAA